GGCGCUGCGCCGUGACGCUGCGGGCGCGAUGCGGGCGGCGGGAGCGCGGCGGCUGGCGGGGCUGGCGCUGCUGGCGCUGCUGGCGCUGCUGGCGGGGCGCGGCGGGGCGCAGCCGGGCGGCGGGGCGCAGCCGGGCGGGCUGCCCGCCAAGAAGCUGCGCAUGGCCUACGCCGGCGGGCCGCUGCUCAAGUUCCAGAUCUGUGUCUCCUGAGGAUACAGGCGGGUGUUUGAGGAGUACAUGCGGGUUAUCAGCCAGCGGUACCCAGACAUCCGGAUCGAAGGGGAGAACUACCUUCCUCAACCUAUAUAUAGGCACGUAGCAUCCUUCCUCUCUGUCUUCAAACUGGUAUUAAUAGGCUUAAUAAUCGUUGGCAAGGAUCCAUUUGCUUUCUUUGGCAUGCAAGCUCCAAGCAUCUGGCAGUGGGGCCAAGAAAAUAAGGUUUAUGCUUGCAUGAUGGUCUUCUUCCUGAGCAACAUGAUUGAGAACCAGUGUAUGUCAACAGGGGCGUUUGAAAUCACUUUGAAUGAUGUUCCAGUGUGGUCUAAGCUGGAGUCUGGCCAUCUUCCUUCCAUGCAGCAGCUUGUACAAAUUCUUGAUAACGAAAUGAAGCUCAAUGUGCACAUGGAGUCCAUGCCCCAUCAUCGAUCAUAGCCCCAUCGAUCAGCACUGAAACUUCUUGCACUAAGCGUGUUCAAGGCAGCGCGGCGCAGACCCAUGAAGGCCUGUACUGAAGACAGCAAGCUGUUGGUGCAGACUGGAUGCUUCCCUGGCUGCCGUGCUCUGCCUCCUGAAAAUAAACUUAAUGCCAGACCCCUUUCAGUGCUGGCUGUUCCAGAUACUGCACAGUCAUGGAGUGCAAUAAUACUGUAUAGUUUUUUUAAGAUGUCAUCUGACCAGUUCAUAGCUCAGCAAUGCAGGCAUUACUAAUUGUAACUUAUUUUAUAUUCAUGUUUCACACGAUGGCAGAUUGAGUUAUCUAUUUUUUCCUCAGAAAAAAAAAAGUUUGUUUAAUCUGUUGUAUUUUAUAUGAAUUUGUGUUCUUUUUGUAGUUUAACAGGAAGUUCUAGGAGUGUCUGAUAUCAUCUUAAACUGUUAAGUAGUUGACAGCUGUCUGUCAAAUAUCCCUAAUGUGGUUAAAGCAGGUUUGUAUAUUUUUCAAAAUAUAUGGCAGAGUUGAACAGUGCAUUAUAUACUAAAUUAUAUAAACAAAAUUAUAUGCAGAGUAGUUACAUCAUUUUGUGACUUCAGUAAAAAUUAAGAUCAGCUGCUCUUUCAAUUGUGUUGGCCAACCCCGAGGGGUUUGUCCUUGACCAUUCUGAAGAGAUGACAAGCUGGGCCUUCCUACUGUCCUAAGCAGAAACCAAGAAAGUUAAUUUAAAUAAAGAGUUCUCAUCUACCGUGUGAAGUACCUUGUUUAAGUCACUGAUGGAUAUUCUUAGAGUUGUAAUUGAAAAAAUGCAUAAAAAGCCUACUUUCCCAAGUCA
Messenger RNA from Apus apus (common swift), 1485 nucleotides. It is a transcript of the gene SELENOT, whose product is annotated as selenoprotein T. Lineage: Eukaryota; Metazoa; Chordata; Aves; Apodiformes; Apodidae. Gene Ontology annotation, cellular component: endoplasmic reticulum membrane. Gene Ontology annotation, molecular function: thioredoxin-disulfide reductase (NADPH) activity. The transcript has 6 exons. The record is from RefSeq and is a predicted model, not a curated record. Gene Ontology annotation, biological process: cell redox homeostasis.